UGAACUGCUGGGGUUUAGGGCUCGCUGCGGGAGACGCCUCUUAAAGGGGCCGCGACCCGGGGCUCCUGUCGGGCGCAGGGAAGGCGGCCAGAGAUGAGGGCUGGAAAGGGACAGAGGGACCCUUAAAUAAGUGCCUGCUGUUCGGCUCCAAGCAGAGCUUCCAGGAACCCUGCACCUUGAGCUAGAGGAACGAGGUUCAGGGAGGGCCAGGGGUUGCCCGCAGCCACACAGUGCGUCUCAGCCGGACCCUCCGUCGUGUGCUCUGUGCAUUCCCACCAUGGCCUUCUGGACACAGCUAAUGCUGCUGCUUUGGAAAAAUGUCCUGUGUCGCAGGAGACAGCCGAUCCAGCUCUUGGUGGAGUUGCUGGGGCCUCUGUUUCUCUUCUAUCUGGUGGCUGUAUGCCACUCCCACCCCCGACUGGAGCAACAUGAGUGCCACUUCCCCAACAAGCCGCUGCCCUCGGCCGGCGCCCUACAGCUCCAGGGUCUCAUCUGCAGCAUGAACGACACCUGCUUCCCGCAAUCCGCGCCCGCCGAGCAGCCAGGUGUCCUCAGCAACUUCAAGGACACCCUCGUCCUCUGGCUCCUGGCAGAUGCCCACACCAUCCUUGGGGGUGGAGGACGAGCCCACAGGAUGCUGGCCAGCCUGGGAGAGCUAAUGCCAAUGCUGAGAGCGGCGGGCGGGGCAGCCCGGCCUCUCCCAAGCGACCGGCUGCGGGACCGCCUGCCCCUGACCACUGAGCUACUGGGGACACUGCUUCGAGAGAUGAGAUGGGCUCCCACCGUGGCCUUCUGGGCUUCCCCAUCCUGGCCAGGGGCCUCUGGUUCCGGCUUCCAGGCCUUUUCCUGGGCUGUCCCUGACUCCUGGAGGGACGAGGGAGGGGUGCCCAGAUGGGCUGUGUCCAGCAUGGUGGUGAAGUGUCCGCAAUCCCUGGGGUCUGGGCUGGACCAAACCCGGGAGUCCGUGAGGAGCUUCCUGGAGGCAGCAGAGAACGCGGCCCAGGAGCUCCAGGCACUGCCCGGCCUGGUGGAGCUGUGGGCGCUGCUGCGGAGACCUCAGGGGACUAGCCGGCCCCUGGAGGCCGUGUCGGAAGUCCUCUGCGGUGCCAAGGGCCCUGGCGUCCCAGGGGGGCCCUCCCUCGACUGGUAUGAGGCCACCCACCUGAAGGAGUUGGUGGGGCAGGAGCCCGCCCCGGGCCUGCCCGACAGCAGCCUGAGCCCUGCCUGUGCUGAGCUGAUGGGGUCGCUGGAAACCCACCCACUGUCCCUCCUGCUCUGGAGGCGCCUGAAGCUGCCAGUCCUGGGGAAAGGCUUCACCAGGCGGCUCACGGCCCAGGGGAACCGGACCUUCUAGAAGCUGGCUCUACUGAAGGGCCUCCAGGAGGCGAGGGGUGUGCUGGGACCCCAGCUCUUCAACUACUUGAACGACAGUACAAACGCGGCCAUGUGGCAGAAAUCUGAUGGCCUAGCUGGGCCGCGCCCUGGGGUCCCCGAGGAAGAAGCGCCGCCUGGCCCUGAGGUUCAGGGGAGGAUCCGGGCACCCAGGACCCACACCCAGGCCCUUCCUCAGUGUGUGACCCUGGACAAGCUGGAGGCGGCACCCUCGGAGGCAGCCCUGAUGGCGCGGGCCCUGGAGUUGCUCGCGGAGCACCACUUCUGGGCCGACAUCGUCUUCUGGGGCCCGAGGGCUUUGGACCCCGCACAGCUCGCAGGUCCUGGUCACCCGCGCAUCAAGAUCUGCAGGGAUAUCGACGCCUUCGCGAGAACCAAUAAGAUCAGGAACAGGUUCUGGGACCCGGGCCCGGCUGCUGACCCCUUGACAGACCUGCGCUAUGUGUGGUGUGUCAGCGGCACCGAGGCCCGUGCAGGCCUCUACCCGCAGCAGACGCCCUCCCCGUGCUACGCGGAUGACGCGGUCCUGCGUGUACAGAACCGGUCGCUGUCGCUUUUCCUGACCUGGAUCCACUCCGUGGCGCCGGCGGUGAAGGCCGUGGUGCGAGGGAAGGAAAGGAGGCUGCGCCACACGAUGCAGGCCCUGGGGCUCGGCAGCGCGGUGCUGUGGCUCGGCUGCUUCCUCAGCUGCCACUCGCCCUUCCUCGGCAGCUCGGCGCCGCUCGUGCUGGUGACCAAGCUCGGGGACAUCCUCCCCCAUAGCCACCCGGCCGUGGUCUUCUUGUUCUUGGCGGCUUUCGCCGUGGCCACCGUGGUCCAGAGCUUCCUUCUGAGCGCCCCGCUCCCCCCGCGCCAACCUGGCCGCCGCGUGCGAGGCCUGGCCUACUUCGUGCUCUGUCCGCCCUACGUGCUGUGCGUGGCCUGGCGAGACCGGCUGCCUGCGGGUGGUCUCUGGCUGUGUCUUCUGUCGCCUGUGGCCUCUGGGUUUGGCUGCGAGAGCCUGGCGCUGCCGAAGGAGCAGGGUGAAGGCGCCCAGUGGCACAGGGCGGGCACCGGGCCCACCCCUGGCGUCUUCAGCCCGGCCCAGGUCUCUGGAAUCCUGCUGCUCGACGCUGUGCUCUAUGGCCUCCCCACUUGGUACCUAGAGGCCAUCUCCCGGGUUGGAGCACGGCUCCUCCCAGGCCAGUAUGGGACCCCCAAACCGUGGAACUUUCCCUUUCGGAGAAGCUAUUGGUUUGGACCUCGUUCUCCCAAGGGCUCCACCCUGCCUCCCACCCCGAAGGACCCAGAGGUGCCGACAGAAGAGGUCCCACCCGGCUGGAUUCCGGGGGUCUCCGUACGGGGCCUGGAGAAACGCUUUCCUGGCAACCCCCAGCCAGCCCUGCGUGGGCUCAGCCUGGACUUCUGCUAGGGCCAGAUCACCGCCUUGCUGGGCCACAACGGAGACGGCAAGGCCACCAUGCUGUCCCUACUGUGUGGCCUCUUUCCACCCACUGGUGGCUCUGCCCAUCUGGGCCACGAUGUCCAGUCCAGAAUGGAAGCCGUCCGGCCCCACCUGGACGCCGGCCUGCAAUACGACGUGCUGUCUGACGUGCUGACCUUGGAGGAGAACAUCUGGCGGUCGAAGGGCCUGAGUGCAGGAGCUGUGAGCCCCGAGGAGGCCCGUCUACUGCAGGACGUGGGGCUUGUCCCCACGCGUUGUGCGCAGACCCGCCGCCUCUCUGGUGGGACACAGCAGAAGCUUUCAGUGGCCGUCACCUUUGUGGGCGGCUCCCGGGUUGUCAUUCUGGAUGAACCCACAGCUGGUGUCGACCCUGCUUCCCGCUGCAGCAUCUGGGAGCUGCUGCUCAAAUACCGAGAAGGUCCCGCCCAGCUGCUGUCGCUCGUGCGGUGCCUGGUGCCCAGGGCGCGGCUGGUGAAGGAGCUGCCCUACGGGUCUCCCCCAGCAGCACACCCCGGGGAGGAGGUCUUCCCGAAGGUGGUAGAGGCUUGUGCUGCGGAUGUGGACCCAGAGGACGCGGCCACAGGGCCACAGAUCACCAGCCACAAGCGGCACCUGGGCGUGGGCCUCGCUCCCCCAGAUGUGACCUCACGGCUCAAGGUUCUGCCGGAAGAGUCGGCCCUGGAGAACGGGGAGCUAGCGACGGCUGCCCCGGAAACACGGGUCCUGCAGGGCUUCGGGCCAGACCCCGCGGGCCGGGGACAGGGCUGGGAGCUGACCCGCCAGCAGCUCCGGGCCCUGCUUCUCAAGCGCUUUCUGCUUGCCUGCCGUGGCCGCCGUGGCCUGUUUACGCAGGUGAGGGGGAGCGGGCGCCAGAGGAGGGUGCGCGGGCAGCCCUGGGUGCCUGUUUUCUACUCCCGUCACCCACUCAGCGGUGAACCCGAGAAGUCUCCGCCACGGGCCGGAACCUGUCCCGACUUCCUGGUCAAGACCCACCCCCGCCUGGUGCGCCAGGGGCCAGCCGCCACCUGCACGCGUUCAGUUUGCCCAGAGGAGGGGGCCGGCGCUCCGGACGGCUCUCCGUGCCCCCCCACACCCCACCCCUGCAUCUCCCGCAGCCUGAAGACCAAGAAGUGGGUGAACGAGGUCAGGUAUGGGGACUUCUCCCUGGGGGGCCGAGACCCAGGCCUGCCCUCAGGGCAAGAGGUGAGCCACUCAGUGUGGGGGCUACCGGUGCUGCUGAACCCCCGACCCGGCGGGGGCCUCGACCUUGUCCUGAGCAACCCCACAGCCUGGGCUCACAGCCCAGACACCGAGGACAGCCUCAAGAUCUGGUUCAACAACAAGGGCCGGCACGCCGUGGUGGCCUUCAUCGGCAGGGCCAACAACGCGCUCCUACGUGCCCACCUGCCCCCAGGCCCUGCCCGCCACGCCCACAGCAUCACCACGCUCAGCCACCCCGAGGCUGGGCUGAGUCCCUAUGCCCCGCCCCCCACCUCGGCCUUUCUGCGCUCUGCCACGCCCCUGCUGAAACUCCGCCUCCGACGCAGUUGGAACUACCUGGUGCCAGCGUGCGUGGCGGCGCUCACCUUUCUGGCUUUCCAGCAGAGGGCGUACGUGGCUCCCGCCAACCCGCCUGCCCUCCUGCUGCUGUUACUGCUCUUACGGGUGAGGCCUCCACCCCCCUCGGAGCCCGUUCUUGCCGCCCUACCCGGACGUCUGAUGCCAUCGAGGGAGCCAGGGCUCUGUCCCAGCUCCCGAGGACAGAAGAGAUCCGAGGUGGUCCCAAGUGGAAUCCCCCUGUUGCCCCCUCAGCUGGUCGAUCACGCCAGUCGUGUGCCCGGCACGGCCUGUGUGGUGCUCACCUGUGUCAACCUCUUCGUCGGCAUCAACGGCGGCACAGCCACCUUCGUGCUCCAACACUUCUCUGGUUGGAAGCUGCAGGAAAUGAGCCGCAUCCGGAAAAGGGGCUUCCUCGUGUUCCCCCACUUCUGCCUGGGCCGGGGGUGCGUGGACAUGGCGUGAGACCAGGCCGUGGCUGACGCCUUCGAGCGCUUAGGAGACGGGCAGUUCCAGUCCCCCCUGCGCUGGGAGGAGGUUGGUAAGAACCUCUUAGCCGUGGUGGUACAGGGGCCCCUCCUCUUCCUCCUCCUCCUCCUCAUGCUCUUGGCGACCGCCUGCUGCCACGGUCAACCCCAGCUGAGGUCGCUGCCCCCCACCCCCACCCCGGGGCAGGAGGAUGAGGAGGUGGCCCGUCAGGACCGGGUGGCCCGAGGGGCCACCGAGGGGGACGUGCUGGUGUCGAGAGACCUGACCGAAGUGGGCGCAGUGCCGGGUUGGGGGCUCCCGCUGGCCCACCCACCCUCUCCGGGACCUGAACACCUCCCAGGCGUGCCGUGGGCAGAGGGACGCCAGCUGUCGAUCCCCCCUGGUGGGGCGAGAGUCCAGGGUGAAGGUCCUGAGGCAGGGGCAGUGAGGGGCUGCCCUACUGUGUGCCCACUGCCCUUUACCGAACAACUGAGCACAGGUGCCCGCGCGCUGAGCAACUACGGACGGUGGGGCAGGAAUCUGAGACCUUGCCGACUGCCGUCUGCAGGGCACCCGCGGUGUUUCGGGCCCGUGGGAGUGAACGGAGCAGGGAAGACGUCCACGUUCCGCAAGCUGGCGGGGGACGCGCUGCCCGGUGGUGGCGAGGCUGUGCCGCCUGGCUACAGACGCCCCCCACCCGUCUCUUACCAUGGUGCUCCAGGGUGGCAUGGCCGGGAACCUUCCGCUGCGCACCACCACAGGGGCUAAUGCCCUCAGUCGGACGCUGUCUUCGAGCUGCUGGCCGGCCACCAGCACCUGGAACUCUUCGCCCGAAGCUCAGGUUCCCCAGGUGACCUCCCCCUCCCUCCUUCCAGGAUCACAGCCCUACCCUGGCUCCCUUGGCCCUGCCCCGAGUCAGGGUCCGCCUCUCUCCACUACCCGGCCAUGACCCCACCGCCCACUGAGGGCUUCCCGAACUUCUGGCCAGGUCACACCCCCCCUCUCUCACCCUGGCUCCACUCUCUUUGUUUACCUUUCCCCAUUUUUACCCUAGUCCCCCUCCCGUGUACUGCCCCCCCAACCCGCACCUGGUCCCUCCCCCUUCCGUGUACUGCCCCCCCUGCCUCCCUCCCGCCCCGCCCCACAGACAGCGAGCUUGGGCCCCGCGCGCCUGGGGCUCCUGCAGUUUCGGACCCACCUGCGGGCACCUACAGCGGAGGCAACAAGAGGAAGCUGGCGACAGCCGUGGCGCUGGUGGGGGACCCGGCCGUGGUCUUUCUGGUGCGUGGGGGCGGGCCUGGGGGAGAGGGCUCGGGCUCGGCUGAUGAGGGCAUCGGAGAGUGUGUGGCGCUCUGCACGCGCCGGGCCAUCACGGUGACGGGCGGGUCCGCUGUCCGGGCGGCGCGCAGCCCCUCGAGAGCAGCGGAGGCGAGGCUCGAGGGCUGGCGGCGGGGCCGAACGGAACCGGGACGGGUCCCGGGGCUGCCGGACGAGGGUGGGUCCGGGGAAGGGGCGGGCCUGGGAGGGAAGAGGGCGGGGCCUGGAGCGGGCGCGGCCCGAGGGGGCGGGGCUAGGGGAGGGAUGGGCCCACAGGCGGGCGAGGCCCGGCAGGAGGAGGGGGGCGUCCGGAGGGGCCAGGUCUCGGGGGGCAGGGCCAGAGUGAGCUGGAGGGUGGUGUGGGCGGGCCUCGGGCGUGUCCAGCAGCCCCCCCGGCCCCGCCCACUCGGGUUUGGCGCCGGCCACACGCUGACCCUGCGGGGCCCGCAGCGCGGUCCGAGUUGGCCGAGGCCUUCGAGGUGGCCGCGCUUCCAGGUGCCGCCGGGAGGGCGCUGCGCCCUGGCUCGCGUCUUUGGAGAGCUGGCGUGGCGCGGGGAGGAGCGCGGCGUGCACUUCUCUGGGAGCCAGACCACGUUGGCGCGGGCGCCCGCCGCGCCUGGACGGGGCUGAGGAUAAAUGGGGCUGGGGGCUGGGGGCCGGGCCGGGGGCUGACCGCCCCUCCGGCCGCCCUCCCCCAGGUGCUCCUGUACUUCUCCAAGGACCAGGGGGAAGAGGAGCGGGACGGGUAGGAGGCGGGAGUGGGGGCAGGCCUCGUGCCACGCCCACAGCACCCCGACUCCUCACUGGGCUCCUCGAGGACCCCAGCACCUCCUGUGUGGGGUUGCUGGGAGACUCCGGCAGCCCAGUCGCAGGCUCUCAGAGGAUCCAUCGCCCUGGAGGAAAUAGAGAACUCAUGGGGUGAAACCGCGCGCGCGUGCGUGUGUGUGUGCGCGCGCGCGCGCGCACAGGCUACAGGUCAGUCCAAACACGGCUCUCCAUAUGCGUCUGGACACUGGCCCCU
Messenger RNA from Prionailurus viverrinus (fishing cat), 7199 nucleotides. RefSeq names its product ATP binding cassette subfamily A member 7 (gene ABCA7). Lineage: Eukaryota; Metazoa; Chordata; Mammalia; Carnivora; Felidae. Gene Ontology annotation, molecular function: phosphatidylcholine floppase activity; ABC-type transporter activity; ATP hydrolysis activity. The record is from RefSeq and is a predicted model, not a curated record. Gene Ontology annotation, cellular component: membrane; intracellular membrane-bounded organelle. Gene Ontology annotation, biological process: transmembrane transport; phospholipid efflux; cholesterol efflux.